AUGUCAAACGCAGCUUCACUUGUUAGAUAUGUUUGGUCAUGGUUGAAUGAUAACACAUGGCAGGAAUACACAAAGCAACAAUGUGAACAGUUUGAUGAAGCAUUGGCAAAGAAACAAACAGAGAUCAAUGUUGAUAAAGAUAGAUACAUAGACGUUUCACUAUCAUUCAAUGAUAUUGUUACCAACUUCAAUAACGUGAAGGAUCCAAACUUGAUUGGAAUACAAAGGAGAUAUGAUGAUAAAAUGAAGAGACGUGCUGUUAGGAGAGAGGCUGUGUCUGUGGAUUAUCUCAAGGGCGUUAAGUUCUGCUUCAUGGAUUCACAGAUUGUUGACAGUAAGAAGAAGAAGUCAAAGGAGUUGAAGUCGAUCCAAGACAACAUCACCGGAAUGCAAGGAUCAGUCACCACCACCUUGGACUCAAAGGUCCAAUACCUGAUCGUCAUGCCAAACGAAAUCAAAAGCACUGAUGCCGCAGCAUUCAACAACGUGCUCGCCAGUGCUGCCGCAUGUGGUACCAUCGCCAUCGAAUCCACCUUUGUCAACAGCUGUAUCUCUGCCAAGAAGAAGGUUGACCAUGCUUCAUUCGUUGUCAGCAAGAAAACUGUUCCUGUAGUGGCUGCCACCACUUCUACUGCUGCUGCUGCUGCGGCCACGACUACCACGGCUACAGCGGUUGCUGCUGACUCUCAAUACUUUUUGGCUGGAAGCGAGUGGACUGGCAUUUGUGGCUCUGGAUCAGACCAAUAUGUUAUGAACCUCAAUCUGGCAACAAUUGAUAAAGCCGGCGAGAUCAAUGGAACUCUGAAUUGGCCAACGCUGAGCCAAGCAGUGACCAAGUUCAAGGGCACACUGAAGGAUCACAAGAUCACCUUUGAGGAGUACGAGCUGGUCUCGGGCGACCCUGACGAGAUUGAGCUGCCCAACAAGUACACAGCAACCAUCUUCCUGGACAAGAUCUCGGGUGGCGUCGACGAGUCCAAGUUUGAGCUCAAGUUAGCCAAAUCACCAUCAGUCGAUCUAUUGCGACCACUCACCAACUACAAGGGAUCAGUCACACAGUAUGACCAGUUCAAGCUCAAGGUGACCAAGCGCGAGGACAACCAGUUGGAGGGAACAAUCGAAUGGCCACACUACAAGGCCAACUGUACUUUUAAGGGUGUCAUCGAGAAGGAGACCAUCGUAGUCAAGGACUACUCCGAGGGCAAGGUUCUCGGACCAGAGAUCAAAGCACCUUUCACAAUCACCACCAUCCAGGACAAGAACAAUGUCAGUAUGAAGAUUACUGUUGCCAAUUGA
This is a messenger RNA of Acytostelium subglobosum LB1, 1296 nucleotides long. RefSeq lists its product as hypothetical. Bases 1 to 1296 code for a protein of 431 amino acids. NCBI's taxonomy places the organism in Eukaryota, Evosea, Eumycetozoa, Acytosteliales, Acytosteliaceae. The record is from RefSeq and is a predicted model, not a curated record. The transcript is spliced from 5 exons.